AUGAUUGACUCUCAACUGGCCCUAAGGGCGAAUAUUCCAGUCCUCACGCCUCGUAACAACCCUCAUCUUGUACAGCAAUUCCUAUUGCGACAUAUACCAGAGGCCAACCCGACCGGAACAAACACCCUUUCGAACAAUGAUACGCUCUCUCCCUUGAUCUAUGCCCUGGUUACUACUCCAUUCUCCUCACACAGUUGGAUCGUCUUUAAGUUCAUGCAGGAACAAGAGUUAAGAGUAGCUGCGAACGUUAAUGCUGACGCCGUUGAUUCUGCCUGUCUGAACCUGUUCAAUUUCCCUCCUUUCUCUCAAUUUGCGGUCGAUACGUCGAGAGCCGUCGCACAGUUUUGGACGAGCCUCAAUGAAAUGGAGGUGGCCGAAUGGGAAGAGCUGGCGCGCGACAUCUCAGAGAUGCACACUCGUCUUGUUGCCCUGUUUGGAAACGGUGUCGUAUUCGAUUGGAACGCUUGGGAAGCACAGAGACAAUACCAUGCGCGGACCAUUUACCUAAAGUGGACGGGCUCCCAAGCUAUUCACGGCGUAAGUAGAGCAGAUGACGAAUCAACAACAUACUACACAGAAAAUUGA
Molecule: messenger RNA, 585 nt
Organism: Acaulospora colombiana
Lineage: Eukaryota; Fungi; Glomeromycota; Glomeromycetes; Diversisporales; Acaulosporaceae
Source: the annotation of a GenBank genome assembly